Molecule: messenger RNA, 2337 nt
Organism: Thalassophryne amazonica
Lineage: Eukaryota; Metazoa; Chordata; Actinopteri; Batrachoidiformes; Batrachoididae
Gene: il17rc
Product: interleukin 17 receptor C
Exons: 15
Coding region: 284-2224 (646 amino acids)
Molecular function (GO): interleukin-17 receptor activity
Source: RefSeq, a predicted model, not a curated record
GAGAGAGAGAGGGAGUGACACCUCCUGAGUCAGAGCGCAGUGACGUGAAUUAUGGUGCAGUUUUCGUAAGACUCACAGCUGUAGACGAGCCGAGAGGAAAAAUUCUCCCUGUAAAGUGGAAGAGGAUUACCUGACUCUUGUGAAGCUUCGAGAUACCAAGAUAUUGUGCAAUCUGAAGUCAGCAUGUGGAGAAAAUUGUUGGAUUUUGUGAAGAAACUUUUCAUGUCGGUCCUUGCGGAGGAGGAUACUUUAGGACCUACAUUUUAGAGUGUCCUCAGACAUAAUGUUUCUUGCCAGAUGGUCGACUGUGUGUGUUUUACUGACCCUAAACACUGCAGUCUUUGGAUUGAAGAUGAUUGGCUACAACAGACAAGUCAUUUGCUCACAGGGUUUGUCUGAUUGCACUAUGAAAGAUGAGAUGCCUCUAAAUGUGCCACUGGAUAAUGUCAUGCAUGUCAGAAACCUGAUGGCACAGGCUGCUCUGUGUUGUAAGGGCAGAGGUCCAUGUGCAUUAUGUCUGCUGGUAGACAUCCGUCUGAGCACAGACAUGGACAACAAGGGCUCUACUGGGCAUGAUGAUGAGGAUUACAGUGAGGACAAUCCAAAAGGAGCUGUGACAGUUUGCUACAACACAGCAGUCACCCUGCCUACAUGCAAGAAGGUGGAGUUUACAGUAAAUCAUUCAGCUGCUCUGGAACGUCAGGCUCAGAUUUCUAUGGUGAUUCUUAACCCUGUUGGGGUUUCCUUCAGCAGUCAGGUUUUUGUUCAUACUUCCAAAUCAUCACAUCUGCAAAUCAUUGCUGUACCGUCCUUAGAUACAGUGUGCUCCCUGGAGACGCUGGAGCGUGUUGAAGAGUGUGAUGCACCCAGACUGAAUAGCUUAAUUAACCAUGAUAUGAAUCAGGUGGAGUUGCAAGUUGCUGCCAAGAAUAAGAGCCUCCUCUCUUCUAUGUGCCUUCAGUAUGAGCAGAAUGGAAAGUGCCAGCGAUGGACCAAUUUGACCAUUCCAUUAAAUCUGGUGACACCCUGCGUAUGUCUUCAGGUAUGGUGGGAUGAAGAAUACCAGAGGUCAAGACGCUCUUUAAUCUGCCCCUUCUUAAACACCGAUAUCUUCCAAAGGAACGUUUGGAAGAAUGUGACUGUGUUUGUGGUCCCGGGUCAAAUGAGCAAUUAUGGUACAAUACUUUCGUGGAACCUGUCUGCUCCCUGCAGGCUGGAGGCUGAAGUGUGGCCUUGUCACAGGACUCCAUGGCACUUCAGCAACUGCAAGGAAAUGAAGGGUUUUAGACAACAUCUGCCAAAUGCCACAUGGAGACAAAAUAGCAAGGGACGCUGGGAAAAACCUGGCGUGUUUGAAAAUAUUGACCUUCAGCUCUCACCAUGUGUAAUGGUGAAAAUAAAGGGAAUGGAAAAUGAGAUGGGACCAUUCUGCUUUGAUGACACUGGAAGGCACCACUGGAGUCUCCUGAUUGUUGCUGUGAUGCUGGUGGUUAGCUUGACUGCUUGCUUGACUUAUCUCCUCCGUAACCUUGUCAAAAGAUGGGCGUCAAGCUGCCACAAUAGUAGAGUAGUCAAUUUCUCUAAAUUCAGCCGGACAGGUCAUGUGGUUCUGCUGAGCCCCCCGGAUGCAGAUGGUGAUGUGUCCGGGUCGGUGUGCGCGCUGGGAUCUCUGCUCUCUAAGCAUGGCUUCGGUGUGUCUGUGGACCAGUGGAGCAGGAAGGAGCAGUGCUCCAUGGGGCCUCUGCUGUGGUUACACUCCCAGCUGCUCAAACUGGACAGUUCAUGGGGGCGAGUUGUGCUGGUGGUGACUCACAGAGCCUUAAAGAGGACUGAGGAGUGGAGCCAUCAGCACCGGGCCGGAGAGGUGUGGUCUCCUUACUCUGACGUGUUCACCGCCUGUCUGUUCCUCAUCCGAGCCCACAAACACUUUGGGAAGACUGCUGCUGCACGUUUUCUCCUGGUGACAUUUGAGCGUCAGCCUCCUGGUGGUGACAGGGGUCUGCCGGAGCUUCUUCAGGGGCUGCCCCUGUUCCAGCUGCCCUUCCAGACCCAGGCCCUGCUGUCAGAGCUGACGGCAGGGGGGCAAGGGAUGAGCUCGAGUAGGAGGACAUGGACAUGGUGGAGAGCUAAGGAGAAAGAUAAAGACAAGCCAGCAAUGCAGAAACUAGCAGCACCUAAAUGUCUUCAAGAGGAGACAAAGACAUUAAAACCGCUGAUGUUGUGAUGAACAUUAUCUCUGUGUACAGUUGUACAUGAAGGAUAACUUACAGGCUAAUUCUGUCCACAUACUAAGUCUGUCAACACUUAUCUAUAAAUAAAUGCAUUUAUUUUUGUACA